AUUGAUUUUAACCACCAUGUCUACGGAUAUAACUAGUUUUGUACCCCAAAUGGCGACACCUCUGACGGUGUCGUUUAUCUGUAAUACAUGUGGGAUCAAGUUUAUUGCCGCUGACAUGCAAAGGAAGCACAUGAAAACCGAAUGGCACCGGUAUAAUUUGAAGCGAAGAGUGGCACAACUCCCGCCCAUCUCAUCAGAUGUAUUUGCACACAAGAUCUUGCAACAGCAGCGGUUGGCUGAGAUAAGGGGCGAGGUUGAUGAGUUUGGAUUUUCUGUUAAGCCCAAGAAAGUUGGCGGAAAAUCCAAAACUAUGUCAGAAAUUAUAAGAGGUAGAGUUUUGAGUACUCAAAGCAAUACUCUCAACAGAGAAUCCAGUCCUGCUACGUCUGUGGUUAGUGAAUUUUCCCAAUUUUCUCUUGGAGACGGCGUGAGUGUGCACGAAGAAUCUGAAUCUAAUAUAGACACAGCAUCUGAGUUCAAUUUGACAGACCACUCCAAUAGUGAUUGGGAAUUUGAUUCCACAACUGAAGAAGAGGCUACCGAAUCGGAAGCGGAAUCACUUGAUGAUGGGCUCACGGAGGUGAUGCCUGUGAGCUUCUGCUUUUACUGUGGACUCAAUAAUAACGAAGUAGAAACCAAUGUGGAGCAUAUGUAUAGAAAGCAUGGGUUAUACCUCCCAGAAAGGCCAUUCUUACAAGACUUGGAUGGGCUACUUACAUUUCUCAGUGAAGUAAUUGUGCUCGAUAAAGAGUGCUUGGUAUGUGGGUUUGUUGGUAAGAACUUGGAAAGUAUCAGACAACAUAUGAUUUGCAAGGGCCAUUGUAAGCUUCCUUAUGAGUCGGAUGCAGAAAAGAAUGUGGUUGCUGAGUUCUACGGCUUUGAAGCUGAGACUGCAAAGAGAGUUGCAGAUGGUGAACAAAAUGACCAAGUGAUUAUACACACAUCCGAGCAUUUUGUUGCAAAGAAACUUUCAAAGACAUUACCUUCAGGUCUUGAAGUGGGACAUCGAAGUAUGUUCAAAUACUCGCAUCCACCAGCGUCGUUGGUUCGUAAUUCGAGAGAAUCUCAAAGAUCUAUUGCCCUUGUGGACCGUCGUUAUGCUCCAGGGCUUAGUGCCAAGAUACUCAGCAGACAAGAACGGCAGGUUAAACGGUUGGAACAAAGAACAAAGAAUCUCGAGACCAGAAGACUGAGCAGCAAGCAGAGCAAUGUUAUAAUGCAUUUUAGAGACGAGCUUUUGCAAUAGACCUUAAAAUAUAUUAGACUAGUUUGAAUACAGUUAACAUUUGCAUUCUCCCACUUUUCCAACCUUGCAGGUGGGGGGGGG
Yamadazyma tenuis ATCC 10573 is the source of this 1327-nucleotide messenger RNA. Lineage: Eukaryota; Fungi; Ascomycota; Pichiomycetes; Serinales; Debaryomycetaceae. The record is from RefSeq and is a predicted model, not a curated record.